This is a messenger RNA of Arabidopsis lyrata subsp. lyrata, 1544 nucleotides long. Its product is annotated as serine/threonine-protein kinase-like protein At5g23170. The transcript has a single exon. Gene Ontology annotation, biological process: protein phosphorylation. The coding region runs from base 302 to 1318 and encodes 338 amino acids. Gene Ontology annotation, cellular component: plasma membrane. Lineage: Eukaryota; Viridiplantae; Streptophyta; Magnoliopsida; Brassicales; Brassicaceae. Gene Ontology annotation, molecular function: ATP binding; protein kinase activity. The record is from RefSeq and is a predicted model, not a curated record.
AGGCCAACAACAUAUGAAACAAAUUGUUAAACAUAGGGGAAUCAGCUUUUAACCUUAAACUUUGAACCCAACUAUCUCAAAAGCAUGAAAGAUGUCCGAAAGGAAUAUGAAAAAAGCACCAUCUAUCAUCAUUACUCUAUAAAACAAUGUUUUAAAAAAAAAAAAAGCUUUAUAUUCCUUUCUUCCUUUUGCUUUUCUCAAUAAUUUUCGAAUUAUAUGAUUUUUACAACUUUAUUCUUUUACACGUAUAAACACAGACAACACACAAAUCUUCUUUCUCUCUUUCUCUGCAAAUUUACCGAUGAAGGAGUUCGAUUAUGACAAGCUUUUCACUGUCACAGAUCGAUUCUCUCAUUCAAAACUCAUCGGUAAAGGAAGCCAUGGCUAUGUUUAUAAAGCCCUUCUUCAUCACCAUAACCACGACGACAAACAUCAAAGAGUCGUAGCCAUUAAAGCACCAUCAUCAUUAUCAUUAUCUCUCUCAUCAUCAUCAUCCAAAUCAGAACAAACGAAGAAACUAGAAAACGAGAUCAAUGUUAUGUCAUCGUUACCAUAUCACCCACACGUUUUGAGCUUUUUAGGUCACGCCGAGAAAAAACUCAUGGUCGUUGAGUUCAUGCCAAACGGAUCGUUACACCAGUUAUUACACGUGUCAGCUGAUCCUCUUCCCACUUGGCUUAAACGCAUUGAAAUCGCUCUUCAGAUCGCGAGUGCGGUUCACUUCCUCCAUGAACAAGGUAUCAUCCACCGUGAUAUCAAAUCGGAAAACGUUUUGUUUGAUUCGAAUUGGGAAGCGAAGCUUGCUGACUUCGGACUCGCCGUUGAUUUGGGAGGUGGGAAGACGAGACCAGCGCCGGCGGGAACUAUCGGAUACUUAGAUCCGUGUUACACGUUACCGGAGAAUCUGAGUAUGAAGACUGAUGUUUAUAGUUACGGUGUUGUUUUGUUGGAGAUUGUUAGCUGUAGGAAAGCUAUCGACGUCUCUCGUUCGCCGUCUUCGAUAGUGGACUGGGCGGUUCCGUUGAUUAAAGAAGGGAGGAUCGGAGAAAUCUGCGGCGGAGGAGGAGGAGGAUCGGCUGUUUUCCGGGGAAUGAAUUUACGUUUGUUACGUAUGGCGGCGAGAUGCGUUUCCUCCGACGUGGAAUCACGUCCGUGUUUCGGGGAGAUCACGACGGAGAUAGUGGCGUGUUUGGCGGAACCGUUGAAGAGUUUGCCGUUAUGGAUUAGCGUUUUGCGUCGGGUUGUUAAACUGAAACGGCGGAAAAAACGGUUGAGAGAAACGCUGACGUGGCCGGGUCAAACUUGCCGCGUUUGGUGAGAGUUAAUGAAGCCGGGUCAAAUGUCGAAUCGGGUCGGGUUGGAAAGGAUGGUUACAAAAAACAAACAACCAAAUCCAAGCAGAAGAACACUCGCGAAAAAGAAUGAUAUAGCAUUUAAUUUUGUUAUCCCUUCGGAUAAUGUAACCAUUAAUCCAUUAUUAAUUCAGUCGUGAUCGAUUGAUUUAUUUAACCGUUGUUGGUCUAGUGAGUUUUGAUUUUCCUAAA